CCGCGGGGGCCCGACGGCCGCAGCCCGCCGCUGUGAGGGCAGCGCCGGCCGGGGACCCAGAUUCGAUGUCCUGAGCAGCCCGCUCUAAGAUGAAGCUAUGGAAGUUGGCAGCUGUCGUCUCCAUGAUCUGCAGCUCCAUGCUGUCCGUCUACGUGUGUAGAGACACAUUUCGCACUGGCCGACAACUCAGCUCCGCUCGGCCUCCCGCCAACAGGGGAGGCCUCCGCAGAUCCCCCCGGGCCCUGGACCACCGGAGACCCCUGAUCUCUCAGUACCGAGCUCUGUUCGAGAGCUACACCGAGGGCGAGAUCCGCGAACUCGUCGCCACGCUGGUGGAGCGCUACAGCCCGACCAUGAACUCCGGCGGGCACGAGCUGCCCCUCUCGGGCCGGGCCGGGGCGCGGCGGAAGCGGGCCCGGGCCCGUCACAAACCCUGCGGGCUGCGGGAGCUAGAGGUGAGCGUGAACGAGCUGGGGCUGGGCUACGUGUCGGAUGAGACGGUCCUCUUCCGCUACUGCAGCGGCACGUGCGAGACGGCCGUGCGCGUCUACGACCUGGGGUUGCGCCGGCUGCGGGAGCAGCGGCGGGUGCGCAAGGAGAAGGUGCGAGCCCAGCCCUGCUGCCGCCCCCUCGCCUACGACGAGGGCGUCUCCUUCCUGGACUCCAAGAACCGCUACCACACGGUCAGCGAGCUCUCGGCCAAGGAGUGCGGCUGCGUGUGUCCUGGGCCGGGGGCGGCGAAGGAGUUCUGGGGGUGUUGGGCCGACCCUGCCCGGCUCUUGGGCCGCCGGGUCAUCUACCUCAGGGGCACGGCUGGACUCCGGCGGGGCUCCCGCUCCCUUCCUCCGCCCGCCCCCCAGGCCCGGCGCCACCCGCUUUCUCCCCUUGGGUGGGAGCCCUUGGGGGCCGAGACGCCGUGCCGAUCGGAAGCCAAGGACUCUACCUCCUACACGAAGCCUUCCCAGGCUACCUCCUCUCCCACCCCAGGCCGGGGCCCCUCGGCAAGCUCGUGUCCAAGGGGGUGGCUCCGCUCUCGCUUUCCGGAGGGCUGUAGCCGGGGCCGUCCAAGAAGGAGGUGGAGGAGGAGGACGGACGGUGCUGUUCGGACGGCCGGUCUGUCGGGCUGGGGAGGGGUGGGGCCCGUAGGCUCUCAGGCCCCGGAGGAGGUGGUUCUCCGGGGGCCGGAGCCUCGGCGCACGGUUGGGUGGGAUGGGAUUGUACACACACCGGCUGAGCAUUGCUGCCUGAUGCUGCUGAGUUGGCCCCGGGGGGCCUGGGCCCGCCUGGCGGGAAAGCGGCUCAUCCGGACGGCUGGCGCUCUUGGCCCUCCCCCCGGCUUCCUCCGGCUCGUGAUCGCGGUGACGGGGCCGGGGCCGGAGCUGGAGUUUACAUUCCUGGAAAAGCCAACCCCUGAUACCAACUCCACGGUGCCCUUGGCCAGGGAGAGUCCCACAAGGAAAAAGCUGAAGGAGGUGGGAAGUUAUGUAGUCUGA
Tachyglossus aculeatus (Australian echidna) is the source of this 1493-nucleotide messenger RNA. RefSeq names its product neurturin (gene NRTN). Bases 90 to 1493 code for a protein of 467 amino acids. The transcript is spliced from 8 exons. The record is from RefSeq and is a predicted model, not a curated record. Gene Ontology annotation, molecular function: growth factor activity; glial cell-derived neurotrophic factor receptor binding; receptor tyrosine kinase binding. NCBI's taxonomy places the organism in Eukaryota, Metazoa, Chordata, Mammalia, Monotremata, Tachyglossidae.